This is a messenger RNA of Abrus precatorius (Indian licorice), 1127 nucleotides long. RefSeq lists its product as uncharacterized. Bases 237 to 1127 code for a protein of 296 amino acids. The record is from RefSeq and is a predicted model, not a curated record. The transcript has a single exon. NCBI's taxonomy places the organism in Eukaryota, Viridiplantae, Streptophyta, Magnoliopsida, Fabales, Fabaceae.
UGUUUUACUCCCCACAUUCUCUAAAUUUGUCAUCAACCCACACUCUCUUCUCUCUAUUUCGAUGCAUCGGUUUUGCUGUGUUUCUGAAUCUCUGAUCAAGUUUAAGGUAAGGGUCUGUCUCAACUUUCAAUUUCCUUUAACUCGGUGAGUGCUUUUGUUCUUCACUGCAAAACUGGCUUCCAUCUGUUUGUUGAAAAACCCCCAAGGGAAAAUAGCUUGGUAAUUGAAGCACAAAAAUGAAGGAUUUCCCUUCUUGCUUUGGUGAAAAUGGAGUUCAAGUGGCUGAUUCUUCGUCUUCAAGUGCCACUAAAACUGCGCAGAAUCUGGUUACCUGUGUUUAUCAAUGCCAGAUACGUGGUAGUUCCUGCAUGGUUACUGUCACAUGGAGUAAGAAUUUAAUGGGGCAAGGCCUCAGCGUUGGGAUCGAUGACUCUUCUAGUCAGUGUCUUUGUAAGGUGGAUAUCAAACCGUGGGUGUUCUCCAAGAGGAGAGGUUGUAAGAGUCUAGAGGUUCAUUCUUGUAAAAUUGAUCUAUAUUGGGACCUUUCUUCAGCUAAAUUUGGUUCCGGGCCAGAACCUUUGGGAGGAUUUUAUGUAGGGGCUGUUGUAGAUCGACAAAUGGUUCUUCUGCUUGGGGAUUUGAGGAAAGAGGCUUUAAAGAAGGCCAAUGCCAUUCCAUUACCGUCCAAUGCUGUUUUAGUUGCCAAGAAGGAACAUGUUUUUGGUAAGAAGUUGUUUGGUACCAAGGCUGUGUUUUGUGACAAUGGUCAAAUUCAUGAUCUUGUGAUUGAAUGUGACACUGCAAGUGUUGGUGAUCCGGGCCUUAUAAUUCGCAUUGACAGCAAAACCGUGAUGCAAGUGAAGCGGUUGAGAUGGAAGUUCAGGGGGAAUCAUACCAUUCUGGUAGAUGGCCUUGCAGUAGAAGUUUUCUGGGAUGUCCAUAAUUGGCUCUUCGGUACAUCUCUUGCAAAUGCUGUCUUCAUGUUCAGAACAUGCGUCACCUCGGAUAAGUUGUGGGCUAGCCAACCCCUUUCGGAUUCCCCUUGGUCUUUCUCUGAGAGAUUUUCUGAGACCAAAUUGCAGGGGCGUGGUUUCUCGCUUAUUUUGUAUGCUUGGAAGAAUGUGUAA